AAAUUCCAUUGCAAAGUACUAGAAACCACAGCCUGUGUCACAUUUAUGGUUCGUCUGAGCAUGAGACAUUUUGCUUAAAACUUAAGUCACACAGAGAUUCACUAAUUGUAGACAUGGGAUGGACCUACUGUGUUAUAUGGUCUCUGUGUUUGUGUCUGUCUGUAAUACAUGGGGAACUCCAGUCCCCUCAGUAUCCUCAGCCUUACCCUCCCAACCUGCUGAAGAAAUGGAACCUCAGUGUUCCAGAGGGAUACCAGAUCCAGCUUUCCAUAACACAUCUGGAUAUUAAAGCUUCUCCGGGCUGCAUUCAAGAUUCGCUGACGGUUCUCCAUAAUGGAAAGGUCUUAUGGAAGUUUUGUGGCCAGGAAAAUUCAGCUGAUCACCCAGGUAAAGAGACGAUGCACUUUCCAGGCAACAGACUGACUCUCAUAUUCCAAACAAGUAACUCCACUCCAGAGCUCCAACAGCAUAUUGGCUUCUCUGCUAACUCCAAGGCAAUAGACAUAGACGAGUGCUCACAAUCCGAUCCUGGAGAUGGAUCAGGUCCACUCUGCUCUCAGAUCUGCGUCAACACCCUCGGUUCUUACCACUGCUCCUGCCACCAUGGAUACAAACUUCAUUCAGACCAACGCACAUGUUUGAUUUCCUGUGGCGGUCAUAUAUCAGACAAGCAUGAGGGACAUCUGGUCAGUCCAAGAUACCCUCAUCCCUCACCUCCUUUCUUGUCCUGCAAGUACAUUAUCACGGUGGAGCCCCGGUUUAAUAUCACUCUCAACUUUAGCGACAACUUCCACAUAGAUAACAUGGACACUGAGCAAGGUCCCAGAUGUCUACGUCACUGGUUGCAGGUGACCAUUCCAGGCAGAGAACCCAUGAAGCUGUGUGGUGGAAAGAGUCCAGGUCUGAUAGCUACAUAUUCCAACACGGUCAUACUGGACUACCACACUGAUGUUGAGGGCCUGAGUCGUGGCUGGAGCCUGGACUACAGCACACAUGUAAUUGAUUGUGGAGAACCUGAACCUCUGCUGAAUGGAGGGGUGACCUACCUGUCUGGCUCUCAGAAUCAGUACCAUUCUGUUGUUUAGUAUCACUGUAAUGAACCAUUUUACACUCUUACUGGGGGCAGAAAUGUCACUUUCACCUGUGAAGCAGACGGAAAGUGGACAUCCAACCACAAUGAUGUCACUCUAACAUGUAUACCUGUCUGUGGCCACCCCACAAAACUCAUCUCUACUUAUCAGAGGGUCAUGGGAGGCAGUAGGGCUCCAGAAAACACCAUCCCCUGGCAAGUGAUGUUGAGUGCAGAUGGACCAAGAGGAGGAGGCAUGGUGAUUGCAGACCGCUGGAUUAUGACUGCAGCUCAUGCCCUAUUAAAACAUAAUGGAAAACCACUUUCAAACAAGACUGUACAGAUUUACAUGGGACUUACUGAUAUUGAAACCCUGUUGCGCUCUCCCGUGUCUGCUGAUUCAAUCCAUGUUCACCCUGAAUACAACAGCUCCAACUUCAACAAUGACAUUGGCUUGAUCAAACUUCAAGACCCAAUCACAUUCAACUCAUCCAUUAUGCCAAUAUGUUUGCCAGCAGAGGGUGCCACAUACAUGACUGGAGAGAUGGGACUGAUGUCAGGCUUUGGCCGUAUGGGCCAAGGGACUCCAGUGGGUAAGCUGAGGUACGUGCAACUCCCUGUGGUGGAUCAGGAGACAUGCAGUAAUUCAAUCAGCUCACCAAGUCUGUCAGAUAACAUGUUUUGUGCUGGAGUUCCUGAAGGUGGGAAGGAUGCCUGCGCCGGUGACGGUGGAGGCCCCUUCGCCCUGAGAGACAACGGACAGUUCUGGGCUGCUGGGAUUGUCAGCUGGGGGGUUGGCUGCGGACGCCCAGGGAAAUAUGGAUUUUAUACCAAAGUUGCUAACUACAUGGACUGGAUCAACAAGACUAUGCAGGAGAAUUGAAAUUUAGAGUAAUUCAUGACGUGAUGUAAAGAUGUUGAUGAAACAAAUCUCUACACAAAGUCAAACAAUACAAUACAAAAAAAAGAAUUGCUCAAAAUAUGCUCUUUCUGCAGCGCUCAUGCAUAUAAACAAAAAGUUAUAAAUCAAGAUAAUGUUCCAGUGUGUGGUAAAAUGAAGUGCAAUCAUGAUUAGGACAACCUUAAAACCUCCUGAAAUUACUGAAUGAAUGUCAAACUGAACAUUGAGUCAUCACAAUGUAUUAAAAUCUCCCAAAAGCAUUUAUUCAAUAAAGUUACUUCAUAUUUCUUUAUGAAGUCACAAAAACAG
Molecule: messenger RNA, 2279 nt
Organism: Epinephelus moara (kelp grouper)
Lineage: Eukaryota; Metazoa; Chordata; Actinopteri; Perciformes; Serranidae
Product: complement C1r-B subcomponent-like
Exons: 11
Biological process (GO): proteolysis; complement activation
Cellular component (GO): extracellular region
Molecular function (GO): serine-type endopeptidase activity; calcium ion binding
Source: RefSeq, a predicted model, not a curated record